AUGAGCGUGAAAGUUCGACCCUUCACGAUCGAAGUCCCACCUGAUGAGGUUGAUCGUAUGAAGCGCAAGCUCCGAGACACCCGAAUGCCAAAACUUCCUAUCGGCCGUCCAUCGCUGACUCACAAGCUCUACAACAAGUUCGUCAACUUCGACUGGCAGGUUGCCCACAACCACAUCCAGCGCCAUCAGCACUUCAUAGCUACCAUACCCGACGAGAACACGACCGUAGACAUCCACUUCACCCACACCCGCUCAAGCAAUCCCGACGCAAUCCCGUUGCUUCUGAUCCACGGUUGGCCCGGCUCCUUCUUCGAGUUUGAUCGCGUCGUCGACGACCUAGCAAAAACCUUCCAUGUCGUCGUGCCCAACAUUCCCGGAUUCAUGUGGUCUUCCCCACCACCACGUCGCGGCUGGACCCUUAGCGACACCGCUCGCCUCUACAACAAACUUAUGCACGCUCUGGGUCAUACCGCCUACGCCGCCCAAGCCGGCGACUGGGGCAUGUUCAUCGCACGCGAACUCGGCUCUAAGUACACCUCAUCGUGCAAGGCCGUGCAUCUGAAUUUUUGCCCCACGCCCCUCCCCGAUAAUCUGGAAUCGUCAGAUCUGGCCGAACGCGAGAAGCGAGUCGAGGCCCGUUGCGACGACUGGCUCGACAAUCACCUAGGUUAUGCAGUGUGUAUGCGUAGCCGGCCACAUACGAUCGGCGUGGCUUUCGCCGAUAAUCCCGUUGCGAUCAUGAUGUGGGUCGGGGAGAAAUACCUCGAGCUGGCGCAUCCCAAUCACAUGGACGAGAAGUGGUGGGACGAUGUGUUGACCACGGUGUGUUUGUACUAUUUCAGCGGUUGUAUCAUGACAUCCAUGCUUCCCUACUUUGAGAACGCGAAACACGCCGACUUUGGCACCCACGUCCUCUCACCAGCCAACAGAAUCACCUGUCCUAUGGGCUUCACCAGCUACAUGUACGACUCGCGUCCAGGCACAAAGAGGGGUGUAGAGCGCAGCGGCAAUCUGGUAUGGUAUCGCGAGGUGGACGAAGGGGGACAUUUCGCAGCAUUGGAGACUCCGGAGGGAUUUGUGGAGGACUUGCGGGCAUUUCUGGGGGAGCACUACCAUACAUGA
This is a messenger RNA of Cyphellophora attinorum, 1122 nucleotides long. RefSeq names its product putative epoxide hydrolase. Gene Ontology annotation, biological process: epoxide metabolic process. The transcript is spliced from 3 exons. The record is from RefSeq and is a predicted model, not a curated record. Gene Ontology annotation, molecular function: epoxide hydrolase activity. The coding region runs from base 1 to 1122 and encodes 373 amino acids. Lineage: Eukaryota; Fungi; Ascomycota; Eurotiomycetes; Chaetothyriales; Cyphellophoraceae.